This is a messenger RNA of Suillus fuscotomentosus, 564 nucleotides long. RefSeq lists its product as uncharacterized. The transcript has 2 exons. The coding region runs from base 1 to 564 and encodes 187 amino acids. NCBI's taxonomy places the organism in Eukaryota, Fungi, Basidiomycota, Agaricomycetes, Boletales, Suillaceae. The record is from RefSeq and is a predicted model, not a curated record.
AUGGAUAUCGACCAGGCUGGCGCUCGUUUUUUUUGCGUCUGCACUAAGUAUAAUCACGGGCAGCCUCACGAAGUCUCGUACACGUCCUGGUACCGACAUCUCAAUGAGGCAACCACUGAAGAAGAAAAGCAGAAGAUGCACACUGUGAAGGCAUUUGGAUUGGAAGCGCUAACUAUUCCAGAUCCUCCUGCACAAGCCUCAGGCAGUUCCAGACAUCCACCUAGCACUGGUGGUCUGGAGUCAGACAGUGCUCGUCGUGCUGCCACCUUGAGAGAACUUGCGAAACGAGCACGUGAGAGUGCAGAUUCUCAACACUUUGUAGGUCGACGCAAGCGGGCCAAGACUGUGCAGCCUGAACAAGUGAUCCCUCCAGACGACGAACUUCCUCUCCCUCCAGACAACGAACCUCCUCUCCCUCCAGACGAUGAACUUCCUCUCCCUCCAGACAACGAACCUCCUCUCCCUCCAGAUAACGACCCUCCUCUCCCUCCAGACGACGAACCUCCUCUCCCUCCAGACGACGACCCUCCUCUCCCUCCAGACCAUGAGCCCCCCCCCAAUUAA